Molecule: messenger RNA, 633 nt
Organism: Acanthosepion pharaonis
Lineage: Eukaryota; Metazoa; Mollusca; Cephalopoda; Sepiida; Sepiidae
Source: the annotation of a GenBank genome assembly
AUGCAAACGUCGGAUAUUACGCUACGGAUCAGCCAGGUGACACGAGAACGUGAUAACAAACGAGAAAAGGAAAGAAAUUUAAUUACAGGCUUUCUUAAAAUUAACCUCAAGUCUCGUUGGGUUCCGCGAUGGCUUUGUUCAUCUCUUUCAUUCAUUUUUCUUUCUUGCCUUCUUUCUUUUCUUUCUUUCUUUCUUUCUUUCUUUCUUUCACUUUUCUUUCUUUCUUGCCUUCUUUCUUUCUUUCUUUCAUUCAUUUUUCUUUCUUUCAUUUUUCUUUCUUUCUUGCCUCCUUUCUUUUCUUUCCUUUCUUUCUUUCUUUCUUUCUUUCUUUCUUUCUUUCUUUCUUCCCUUCUUUCUUUUCUUUCUUUCUUUCAUUCAUUUUUCUUUCUUUCAUUUUUCUUUCUUUCAUUUUUCUUUCUUUCUCGCCUCCUUUCUUUUUUUUCUUUCUUUCUUUCUUUCGUUUUUCUUUCUUUCUUCCCUUCUUUCUUUCUUUCUUUCGUUUUUCUUUCUUUCUUGCCUUCUUUUUUUUCUUUCUUUCUUUCAUUCAUUUUUCUUUCUUUCUUUUCUUUCUUUCAUUCAUUUCUCUUUCUUGCUUUUCUUUAUUUCUUGCUGUCCUGCGCGGACCAAAUGUGA